Molecule: messenger RNA, 957 nt
Organism: Nanorana parkeri
Lineage: Eukaryota; Metazoa; Chordata; Amphibia; Anura; Dicroglossidae
Product: proteinase-activated receptor 1-like
Exons: 1
Coding region: 76-957 (293 amino acids)
Biological process (GO): thrombin-activated receptor signaling pathway; phospholipase C-activating G protein-coupled receptor signaling pathway; positive regulation of blood coagulation
Cellular component (GO): membrane
Molecular function (GO): thrombin-activated receptor activity
Source: RefSeq, a predicted model, not a curated record
UCCAGUCAAUGGUUGACCAGGUUUGUGCCAUCAGUGUACACCUUGGUGGUUGCUGUGUCUUUGCCCCUCAACAUUAUGGCAAUUAUUGUGUGUGUCUUCAAUAUAAAAAUCAGAACCCCGGCAGUGGUCUUUAUGCUAAAUCUUGCAGCUGCCGAUGUUCUGUUUGUUAGUGUGCUGCCAUUUAACAUUGCUUAUCGAUUCUCUGAAAAUAACUGGAACAUUGGAGAUGGAAUGUGUCGUUUUGUCACUGCUGCCUUUUACUGCAACAUGUACUGCUCCAUCCUGCUCAUGACAAGCAUCAGCGUGGACCGAUUCUUGGCUGUGGUAUACACAAUGAAGGCUCUUUCCUGGCGCACAAAGAAAAGAGCCUGGCUGGUCUGCUUCUGUAUUUGGAUAAUAUCAAUACUCAGCUCACUACCUCUUCUUAUAUCCAAGCAAACUGUGUAUAUAGACACGCUUAAGAUUACAACUUGCCAUGAUGUCUUGGAUGUGGGUGACCUCCAGAACUUCUAUAUGUAUUAUUUUUCCACCUUUUCUUUAGCCUUCUUCUUCUUGCCACUGAUUAUUACCACUAUCUGCUACAUCAGCAUCAUCAAGAAACUGAGUACCAAUGACAUUGAAAAUUCUUGUAAGAAGACAAGAGCAGUGAUCCUUGCCAUUGUAGUUUGUUUUGCUUUCCUGAUUUGCUUUGGUCCAACAAAUAUCAUCUUUCUAAUUCAUUAUUUGCAUUUCCGUAAUAGCAUUGAUGAGUCCAUGUAUUUUACCUAUAUUCUGUGUACCUGUAUCAGCAGCCUCAGCACCUGUUUGGAUCCUCUCAUCUACUACUAUGCUUCUUCAAAGUAUCGGACGCAUGCGUACAAUUUGCUUUGCUGCAAAAAGGCAAAUGCAGUGCAAUCAGCAAAGCAACAACUAACUGGACAAAGUGAAACGUCUACAGAAAACACUUUUACUUUAUAA